UGCUAUGAUGUGAGUGCAUUAGGUUUUUGAGGUGGAUGAAGUAUUUCUGAAGUUUCAGAAGUGAGUAAGCUGUUUAUUUAACUUUAGCUUCCCCUACGGCCCUAUCACAUGUAAAAAUAUUUUCACUAAAAAUUGGAAAUAAAUUGUAUGGUUAUUUGUCCUAAGGCCGCAGUUAUCCAUAAGUAUGCAGUGUUAGGCUUCUCACAGCAUAGGAAUUUCAACAUGCAUCCUGUCUUACAGUCUGUAGUUUACUGAAAUAUUUUCGCCAAGCUAUGUGUAUUUUUUUAAAACAUAAAAUGAUUAUUCAUCAUUAAUAUCAUAAAUACAUACUUCCAUUUUUUUUUUUAUAUAUAACAAACCAAACCGUUUGAAUAUCGAUUGAAAUUUGAGGAAGUUGCGGUCAUCUGAAAAGUACAUAUCGCUACCAACACAGUGCAAUGGGUAAGCCAGCUGUCUGAGGUAAGAUGGCCGCCAUGUGCGGACGUUCCACUUCGUUGACGGGCAACGGGGACGAGGCAUCUAGUCUUCUAUGUAAAUCUAUGGAUACCGCUGCGCUGAAGCUCUGCGCACUUGGCUUGCUUGCUUAUUUAGGUGGAGUAAUGAAACCUUACAUGCGUCGGUUCGCCCCCUAAUGGUUUGGCGGAGUACUGGUCAAAAAGUUCUUGAUCAGAUAUGCAGCAGAGCUCGCAUUUUAAAUGGAAAUAAAUUGUGAUUUUAAUUUAAUUGUGGCAGCCAAAAUCGCGAUUUUCUAUUAAAUUCGAUUAAUUGUGCAGCCCUACGUGCAAUACAUUGUUUUUCUAUUCAACCCACAACCUGUACCAGGGAUGAGAAUUUUCCGCCGAUCGGCGGAUUUCCAACUUUUUCAGACCAAAAUGAUCGUUUUUGAGAUCGAUGUAAAUCCGUUGAGAAAUUUUCGGGGGGGGGGGUAUGGUUAACGAUCUGUGGUCACCUUAUAACGCAGACAUCCCAAGACUUCCGGGAGUCUCCUGCAUAUUGAUAGAAGCGAGCAAGAGCGCGCGCAACAUUAAGGUCUACAUCACGCAUCCUAGAAUGUGCGCGCGCGAGGGAGACUGCUGUGUGCUUGUUCAUGUAGCGCAUGCCAGACAAAGAGCAUCCUGAUUGGGUUACUCAGCAAAAUAAGCCAAUCAGCUUUCAGUGUGGGCGGGCUUUUAUCUCUUUUCUCGAGGACCGGAGUUUUCAGCUGAGUCAGCACAGCCUACAGGAUCGGCAUGGCAGAGAGAGCGCGCGUGCGCCCCAAAAAACCAAAAUACAAAACCCACUUCACCUCAGAUUACACAAAAGAAUCUCCCUAUCUAAUAAUAAUAAUAUCCCUGUCUAAUAAUAAUAUCCCUGUCUAAUAAUAAUAUCCCUGUCUAAUAAUCUCCCUGUCUAAUAAUAAUCUCCCUAUCUAAUAAUAAUAAUCUCCCUGUCUAAUAAUCUCCCUGUCUAAUAAUAAUCUCCCUAUCUAAUAAUAAUAAUAUCCCUGUCUAAUAAUAAUCUCCCUGUCUAAUAAUAAUAUCCGUCUAAUAAUCUCCCUGUCUUAUAAUAAUAUCCCUGUCUAAUAAUAAUAUCCCUGUCUAAUAAUCUCCCUGUCUAAUAAUAAUCUCCCUGUCUUAUAGAGCUGUGCAAUAUAUCGUAUUUUUAUCACGAUAUCGAUAUUGGUGUCAAACGAUAUCAAAAUUCAUAAUAUCGAUAUGAAACGAUUUUUUGUCAUUUGUCGAAAGGGACGUGCACAGUCAGGAAAUACAUUCUCCUCAACACGAGCCAUUGAAGGCCGCACAAUGGUUCGGCGUGGCAGCGAAGGGGUUAAGUAAAAUGCGGCGGGUGAUACGUCAUGGACGUCAGAACUGUCAGAACUAGCUAUGCUGAGGAAAAAGUCUGGAGUUUCUCACACUCUCCUCAGUCACCAUUCCCGCUGAAGAGAAGAUUGCAAGGGCGCGCAAGAUGGGAGAUGAGGGGAAACGUCCUCAGCUUGUUGACAAAAAAGGGAGGAAAACUUCAGUGAUAUGGGACCAUUUUGGCUUUGAGGAGGCCGACGAGGAGCAGAAAUGAGCAAUAUGCCGGAUUUGCGGUAAGGUCGUUUCUGCUCCUCUUGGCAACACCUCCAAUCUAUUCAGUCUAUUCAAUCUAUUCUGUUUUCAUACGUGUCGGGUGAUUUGAUAUAUUGAUUUGUUAAUAUGUUGUUUGAUUUGCUUGCUAAUAUAGUUAUAAUAAUACAAUUAACAUAUAUUUAUGUCAUAUUUUUGGAUGUGGGACUGGGUAAUGUAAAAAUGGCAUCUACGGAAGAAAACAAGCACAACAAUAUUAGCACAUAUCCAGCUUGCUAGCUGUGUUAGAUGUGUUAAACCGUGUGGAUUUAAGUGGAAUAAUUGCGAGUCGUCCUGUGGUCAAGGCAGCGUUUUAAGGUAAGGCAAUUUGGUUAUUAAUGUUGCCCACCGCGGCAUGUUUACUUGGGUUCAUUUGAUUUUGACUUGUGCAUCUGCAGCUAGCAUCAUGCUUUGAAGUAGGUUCUGCUAAGGACGGGUUUAUUGCGCGAUGUAGACGGACUCAGAUGUAAUUACAUUAUUUUUAAAAUUCCGUGCGCUUAAAACGGUGUCCCCCUGCUAAUCAUGUAGCCCUAAUCAUGUGUUGCUUUUACUUUUCCUAAUGGCGAGUGAAAUAUCUCUGCAAAUGGUAUUUCAAUGCUGACAUGCCAAAAAGAUAGCGGAGUCCACAUUUGGAAGAUGAAGGAAGAGAAGCCUGAUGCUUGCCCAGCUAGCAUGUAUAUAGUGGACCACUGGUGGCUUUUGGACGGCAAGCCGUCGGUGGUAUGCCAGCCGUGGUCCGAAGUCGGGCCGCUGGCUAGCACAAAUCACAGCUCGGGGCGUGAGUGGCUUUUGGUUGGCGCCCCGCGAUGGUGCGCGAGGAUUCGAAUCCACUGCGCAAGACAGUGGCGGCUCGCCAUCCUUGGACCGCUGAAGGACCGCUACCCAUAGACGACAACGGACGGAAGAACCAGCCACAACUUAAUAGGACUAGGUCACCAAGAGUACAAGUCUGUAAGAAAUGUAUGUAGUCGUUUCCUUCCCCGCGGAGGGCUUGUUUUUUGUGGUGCCUGUUUCAUGGCUCAUAGAAGAUAAAUGUUACUGGCCUCCCUUUAAAACGCUGGACAAGGUAAAAAAGGCUGCCCUACAAAAUGAAACCCCUGACCCCAACUGUUGGACACUUCAUCCAGUUGAGGUGCUUAAAGUUAAAGACACAUACGAAAAGGCCCACGGCCACUACCUUAAAGCAAAAAGAGGAGAGAAGCUGGAGACAGAUGAGGAGACCAUGAAAAGAAAAAGAAAGCCAAACAUGAAAUUCAUCCAAUCCAGUGAUGAAGAAGAUGACCGUCCCUAUUUCCCUCCGGCUCCAAAAAUUCGGCGACUGCCAGAGAAAAUUUCUGUACCAAAUUCAGAGUUUACCAGUCAGGCACCACAGGUCCCAACCACCACCACCCUGCCUCUACCACCACCACCACAACUCCCACCUCUACCACCACUACCGCAGCGCCCACCCAGCCAUGAAGUGUACAGUCAAUCACACAGAACCCCUUCAGUCACCAGGACCAGUACUUACCCUGCAGUGUUGUCCAACCAAGCAGCCAGUCCCCCGUUGGAAACCUCACAUCUUUUUCUGACAUCCAGCCAUGGAGAGUUUACCAGUCAGGCACCACAGCUCCCCACCACCACCACCCUGCCUCUACCACCACCAUCACCUCUACCACCACUACCACAGCUUCCAACGAUUUCACCUCUGCCAGCACCACCACAGCUUCCAUCGAAGUCACCUCUUUUUCGAACAUCCAGCCAUGGAGAGUUUACCAGUCAGGCACAGCAUCAUCCAUCAAAUCAGCAAAUCAGCAUCCAGCAAGAUUUUUGCAGACUUGUUCUGCAGCACCUCCGGACGAUUGAGGAGGAGGUUAAGGAGGUUAAGCAGCAGGUGGCUGCAAAUACGGCCAUUCUGCAGAAGCUAGGGGGUGCUGGUGUGGCAGACCUUUGCCUCGUCCAGGAAACCAACAUGCCCCUCAGUAACCUGGAGGAACUGGAGGAGCUGGAGAGGCAGCUUGGGUCUGACAUUGACCUGAAAAACCAACUGGUGAACAUACUUGCUGUUUUGGGGGGGAAAACCACCAAAGACGCGGUGAAGAGGAUGUUGGGCCGUAUUUUGAGGAAGUCCCUGGCGCUUCAAAUAAAUUGGACUGGUGCUGGAGGAAAGGUGGCGUUCAAGUCUUUACACCUGAAGAAUGUGUUACACAGAGCUGUUAGGAGAGUGGUGCACACAGCAACAGAAGAGGACCUGCAAAAAGAAGUUGCGAAGUACCUAAAGGGGGCGGUUGACCGAGAGGGAGGGAGAAAAGACAGGCAGAAAAAAGUGGGCAAUGGGGAGAUGGGGGAAUAUUUGAACUAGUCAUUUUAUAUUUAUGUAUUAUAUAUUUAUUAUAAAUUGUUCAUAUUUAUUUAUUUACUUACUUCAAACUGUAAAAACAUAAAAAAAAUAUUGAACCUGGCUGAUCUUUAAAUGUGACGUUGUUAAUUGUUAUUUAUUUGUUUGUUUAUUUAUUUAUUUAAAACCGUAGACACAUUGAAAAAACAAAAAUGUAUUGAACCUGGCUGGUCUUUAAAUGUGAUAUUAUAAAUUAUUAAUUGUUAUUUAGUUAUUUAUUUAUUCAUAUAAAAACCGUUAACACAUUAAAAAUAAACAAAAUGUAUUGAA
This is a messenger RNA of Neoarius graeffei (lesser salmon catfish), 4734 nucleotides long. Its product is annotated as zinc finger homeobox protein 3-like. The coding region runs from base 3046 to 4428 and encodes 460 amino acids. The record is from RefSeq and is a predicted model, not a curated record. The transcript is spliced from 13 exons. NCBI's taxonomy places the organism in Eukaryota, Metazoa, Chordata, Actinopteri, Siluriformes, Ariidae.